AUGCGAAAGUUCCUUAGGACUGAUAUGGCUCGCACCACUGCUUACCAUCCCCAUCGUUCGCUAGAAAACGCCCUGACUGCAUAUCUGGACUCCGGCCACCGGAUGGACCACUUGAAUUCGGUUCUACUUGGCCUCCGUUUCGCCAUCCAAGAGGACAUCAACGCCAGCGUCGCCGCUCAGUAUAUGAGCAACCUCUUCGCCUUCCUGGAGAGUUGUUAG
This is a messenger RNA of Nezara viridula (southern green stink bug), 219 nucleotides long. Lineage: Eukaryota; Metazoa; Arthropoda; Insecta; Hemiptera; Pentatomidae. The record is from the annotation of a GenBank genome assembly.